Messenger RNA from Saccostrea cuccullata (small rock oyster), 734 nucleotides. Its product is annotated as ras-related protein M-Ras-like. Gene Ontology annotation, molecular function: GTP binding; GDP binding; GTPase activity. The record is from RefSeq and is a predicted model, not a curated record. The annotation marks the transcript as partial. Gene Ontology annotation, biological process: Ras protein signal transduction. The transcript is spliced from 3 exons. Gene Ontology annotation, cellular component: plasma membrane. NCBI's taxonomy places the organism in Eukaryota, Metazoa, Mollusca, Bivalvia, Ostreida, Ostreidae.
GGACACCUAUCCCAUGAUUCUUGUGGCCAACAAAGUCGACCUUGUACAACAGCGGAAGGUCACGGAGGAAGAUGGAAAGAAUCUUGCAACAAGGCUAAAUAUACCAUACAUAGAAACCAGUGCCAAGGAUCCUCCCAUUAAUGUAGACCUAGCCUUUCAUGAAGUUGUCAGGGUCAUAAGGCUGAUGCCAUUUGACCCCAAACAACAUCGCCGGAGAAAAGCUCGGAAGUCAAAGUGCACCAUCCUGUGAUGUCAUCUUCCUCAUCGUAACCACGUAACCACUCUCCAUCACAGCUCAUCACUAUCAUCUUGAGGUCCUAAGGACUUCUGUAGUCAGCGCUGUAGCCAUCUUAUCAUCCUACUUUGUUACAGUAUCAUUGGCGAUUGGUAGACCAACAAGAUUUCUGUAGUUGGCUCUGCAGGCAGUGACCAAUCUUGUAGACAGUGGAAGUGUAGCGUCUCUCUCUGCUCUUCAGUCCAAAACUGCAAAGAUUUCUGCGCCUCUAUUGGACAUAUGACAAUUGAGGCACUUGAGCAGUUGAUGUACAAGAGCGAACUUUUUUUUGGCUACACUGGAUCACAUCUCUAGUCAUCCUCAUACUGUUAGUUUGUAGUUGAAUUUUUGUUGUAAACAGCUCAUAUUAUAUUUGGCAUUGUUUGACUCGAUGAGAGCCAUCAUUUGUUAAUUUCUACUAGAAUCACCUUUGUUUUGUUUCAUAGAACUUUACCAUUGU